UACAGUAAAAAACGUGAUGGCUACAUUGUUGAGAUUCUGGUAGUACGUGCGAGAUAGCGUAGGUGUUCCUCGCUGUGAAAACCAAGGGUACCAUCCACUCACAGAAAUAAACCGCUGUAUAAAAGUGCGUCAUUACUUGAAGCUUUGUGGGCUGAUAUGAGGUAUGAUGAACUCCAAUGACCAGGUUGCAAGUGCCACUGAACCAUCUCUUCAACUGGCUUCUUUCCUUCCAUAUAAUGCUGAGAAGCAGCUGGCAAGACUGUAUUCCUGGUAUGCAUGGACAAUAGAGCAAAGAGAUGUGCGCGUGGAUGGUUGGCCACUGCUGGACUCGCCUCUGCCCACGCUGCUGCUGACUGCUGCUUACCUGCUGCUGGUGCGGCUGGGUCCACUGCUGAUGCAGCACCAGUCAGCGCUCCAGCUACGUGCACCACUUGUCCUCUAUAACCUGGCGGUGUCACUGCUCAACCUGUACAUCGGCUUGGAGCUGGCGACGGUGGCCUGGAAACAGGGAUACAGCUGGCUCUGCGAACCUGUUGACUACUCUACCUCGCCAGAGGCCAUGAGGAUCACGAGCGCCCUUUGGUUUUACUACAUAUCGAAGCUUUUGGAAUUCAUGGACACGGUUUUCUUUGUGCUGCGCAAGAAGAACAGCCAGAUUACGUUCCUGCACGUGUAUCACCACUCGACCAUGUUCCUGCUCUGGUGGAUCGGCAUGCGAUGGGUGGCAGGCGGUUCCGCGUUCGUCGGUGCCAUGCUGAACAGCUUCGUGCACGUGCUGAUGUACCUGUACUACGGCCUGUCGGCGAUCGGGCCUCGGCUCCAGCCCUACCUCUGGUGGAAGAAGUACCUGACGAUGCUGCAGCUGGCGCAGUUCUUCACGGCGUUGGUGCUGGGGCUGAACGCGCUGCGACUCGACUGUCCGUUCCCGCUGUGGAUGCAGUACACGCUGGUGAUCUACAUGAUCUCGUUCAUCGUACUCUUCCUCAACUUCUACAUCCAUGCUUACUGCUCAGGACAGACACGGAAGAGCGGCUCGAAGAUCAGCCCGCACAAGAACGGCGUGGUGGGCUGGGGCCACCAGAACGGUGUCCACGCGCCGUCGGGAGGCGGCGACGGGAAUGGACGGCUGAAGCAGCACUGAAGCUGAGACAGCUGCGCCCAACGCCGGCCGCCGGGUGACGCUCGAGAUGCGCACGAACACCUCGGCGGUCAUGAAACGACUCAUCGACCUCCCGCAUGAGGCAGUUGCCACCGACGUCGGACGCCAAGCGUGGCAUGUGAACCGGUGGCGGCCAGCCGGCAGCGCUGGGUCCGUGUGGAUGAGAUGGUAGCAAGCUUCGCGAAGUUGUCCGGCCGUGUGACGCUUUCGUGAAUUGUGAUUGUGUUACUCAGUCUUUGUUUUGCAACUCUCUCGCGGGCUGAAGCGACUCGUGUCUCGAAAUGAGCCCAGUGACCGCGUGUGCUUCGGCUCGUGCUUAACAAUCCGUUCCUACAGAAAGUUCCCAUCUCAUACUUUAUCGAGCUAGUGGGGGUUUACCUCUGCCGUGACGAGGCUGACCUGUCACAGCGGUGCCUGUGAUCGCGGUCGGGGAUGGACGACCAUCGUGCGAGGACGAAUCCACCGCAUCUCGCUGGUGCAAUGAUGCUGUUUUAUCAUGGUAGACCCAUCGUGUCUGUGAGAACUUCCUUUCGUCAGGCGAGGCGCUGAUUCUUGGUCACCAGCGCUAGGGCUGUGCGACGCGGUACAGGCGGGGUGCUGGAUCUUAGUGACCAGCGCUGGGGCUGUGCGACGCGGUACAGACUGGGCGCUGAAUCUCAGUCACCAGCGCUGAGAUUGUGCGGCGCAGUACGCUUGGCAGCUCAUUUUUCGCGACUUAGUCGUCGGAUGUGUAGCGCAUUCUUGUCCGUGAUACGAGGUACUGCCGUUUUUUAGUCGAUUGCCGUACUAGUCAGCUCUGUCUCGACCUAGUUAGGGAGAAUAACGACAUCAGGAAUACAGCUCUCGUUCCCGCAGACGCAUUUUUUCAUUCGCAUGUUCCGUAUAGGUGUUUGUGAGCAGUACUCAUGCUGCUCUUAGCAGACCCAUCCCAAGGAACGCGACUGUUUCCUGCUAUAUUAUCGGCAUUUCUGCAGCAUGUCUUCUGAUGUGGUUAUGUCAAGUCUUGUUUAAGAUGGCGCUGCUGUCCCAAAUUGGUAGGGAGGCGGGUGUGUGGCGCUCUGGGACGAGGUUGCACGUUCCGCGCACAACUCAUUGUCUAAGACUGGCCGCCGUAUCUGUGCAAAUGACCCAUCCGCCAAGCCCAUAAGCACUGAGUGGUACGCUAUGCGAGAUCGGCCAAAUAAAGUGGAAAUCGAA
This is a messenger RNA of Pollicipes pollicipes, 2356 nucleotides long. RefSeq names its product elongation of very long chain fatty acids protein 4. The record is from RefSeq and is a predicted model, not a curated record. Gene Ontology annotation, biological process: sphingolipid biosynthetic process; fatty acid elongation, saturated fatty acid; fatty acid elongation, polyunsaturated fatty acid. Gene Ontology annotation, molecular function: fatty acid elongase activity. Gene Ontology annotation, cellular component: endoplasmic reticulum membrane. The coding region runs from base 164 to 1141 and encodes 325 amino acids. Lineage: Eukaryota; Metazoa; Arthropoda; Thecostraca; Pollicipedomorpha; Pollicipedidae. The transcript has 8 exons.